This is a messenger RNA of Histoplasma capsulatum G186AR, 354 nucleotides long. RefSeq lists its product as uncharacterized. Lineage: Eukaryota; Fungi; Ascomycota; Eurotiomycetes; Onygenales; Ajellomycetaceae. Bases 1 to 354 code for a protein of 117 amino acids. The transcript is spliced from 5 exons. The record is from RefSeq and is a predicted model, not a curated record.
AUGUCGAUCUUGAUGGAUCUCAGCCCAAUGGCGCGCAACGCAGCGCCAGAUCAGGAGAAAAUCCUUGCCGUUGGGGCGUCGGAGGAUCAGGCCGAAGUUGAUGGUCGUGGCACCAUUGGUGGGCGAUACCGUGCACCGGCACAGUACAUAUACAAUCUGCUUCAAGCCGAUGCGGUGGUUGGCGUAUGGGCGAAAAGAUUCAUCCUUGCUCAGGAUCGUGGAUCUCGCAAGAGCUCCAAGACGCCAGGGAACAAUCUCUGCUCUUGUCUUCUUGGCAUCAACAAUGAUGAAAACGAGACUUCAGGCAGCCUAAGGCUGCUUUGCGUAUAUUCGAGGAUGUCAGCUCUCCGCUGA